GGCCACACGCACACUCACGCGCCAGCCCCCGGGGGCGGCGGAAGGCGGCGCGGAGGAGGGAGCCGCCGACCCAAUCGCUCGCUCCCCCGCCCGCCGGCCGCGCCGCCUCCGCCAUUGCUGCGCGCGGGAGCGGGCGACGCGGAGCUCGGAGCCGCUCGGAGGCCAGACCUGCGGAGCCUGGCGUGGGCGGCAGCUUUAGGUCUUCGGAACSAUGGUUAAGUUGGGGAACAAUUUCGCGGAGAAGGGCACCAAGCAGCCGCUGCUGGAGGAUGGCUUCGACACCAUUCCCCUAAUGACACCCCUCGAUGUCAAUCAGCUGCAGUUCCCGCCCCCGGAUAAGGUGGUGGUGAAAACCAAGACUGAAUAUGAACCUGACCGCAAAAAAGGAAGAGCUCGUCCUCCCAAGAUCGCUGAGUUCACUGUCAGCAUCAGUGAAGGGGUCUCCGAGAGGUUUAAGGUCUCCGUGCUGGUCCUCUUCGCUCUGGCYUUCCUCACCUGCGUCGUCUUCCUGGUCGUCUACAAGGUGUACAAGUACGACCGCGCCUGCCCUGAUGGCUUCGUCCUCAAGAAUACCCAGUGCAUCCCAGAAGGCUUGGAGAGCUACUACGCGGAGCAAGACUCCAGCGCCCGGGAGAAAUUUUACACAGUCAUAAACCACUACAACCUGGCCAAGCAGAGCAUCACCCGCUCCGUGUCACCCUGGAUGUCAGUGCUUUCAGAAGAGAAGCUGUCAGAACAGGAGACUGAAGCAGCUGAGAAGUCAGCUUAGCGAGACGGGCAAGUUCCUUCCAAUGUGUCACUUGAAGAUAACAAAGGGACUUUGAGGGACAUUUCAUUAAAUAUAAUUACUGAUAAUUUAGAGGUUACUCAUUUACGGUGCAAUUGCUUCUGUUUGCUAAUGCUGCUUUGCAAAUAAAACUUGCUGCCGACCACCCAUGGGCAUAAAACCAAGAGCAUAUCAGCGUUGCUUAAAGAGCUCUGGCGCCACUUUUUAUGCUAAGGGUUCUUAGUUUAGCUCCAUCACUGGGAUUUACUGGAUGCUGUCAAAAAACAAAUUUAACCUGGAUGUAUAAGGGCGUUGGCCUUCAGAUACAUAAUGCAUUUUGUGGAGUUUAUUUUCAAAGCCACCUUGUUGUGUGCACACCUUACCCCAUAGCCAUAUCUAGAGUGAUCUCUUGCUAAGAGCAAGUGCUCUUCAGUUUCCUCAUACCCCAGCUGAUGGUGCCACUGAGGACAAGAGCACCAGGUGGCAGAUCUGCACCAGGUGGUUCUUAGUACGGCUGGGUCCCCUCUGGCUCUGGCAAGAGGGACCACUGAGUGGACAUGUGAGGUUCUCUUCAGAGUGCAUGGGCUGGGCAGAGGAGAAGGGGGGU
Messenger RNA from Urocitellus parryii (Arctic ground squirrel), 1373 nucleotides. It is a transcript of the gene Nsg1, whose product is annotated as neuronal vesicle trafficking associated 1. Gene Ontology annotation, biological process: endosomal transport; clathrin coat assembly. The record is from RefSeq and is a predicted model, not a curated record. Gene Ontology annotation, cellular component: membrane; endosome. Gene Ontology annotation, molecular function: clathrin light chain binding. Lineage: Eukaryota; Metazoa; Chordata; Mammalia; Rodentia; Sciuridae.